Messenger RNA from Populus trichocarpa (black cottonwood), 3366 nucleotides. RefSeq names its product probable LRR receptor-like serine/threonine-protein kinase At1g07650. The record is from RefSeq and is a predicted model, not a curated record. Gene Ontology annotation, molecular function: protein kinase activity; ATP binding; protein binding. NCBI's taxonomy places the organism in Eukaryota, Viridiplantae, Streptophyta, Magnoliopsida, Malpighiales, Salicaceae. Bases 154 to 3174 code for a protein of 1006 amino acids. Gene Ontology annotation, biological process: protein phosphorylation. The transcript has 24 exons.
ACGAUUACUUCUGGACUUAUUUUUUCUUAUUUUUAUAUGAUCCAGUGCAUGUAUGCUUGACUCUUACAGUACAUUGAAAAGUCCUCUUCAGAGAGGCUAUCAAGGUUUAAGGCAAUCAAGGAGAAGAUAGCAAGUUCAUUACAGAGAAAGAAGAUGGCUGCUGCUGUUUCUGAUAUUUUGAGGAUGACCUUUAGCUUACUUUUGCUUAUGCUACUAACUUUUUGCAUGAAAGCAAUAAAACUGGAGGCACAAGCUGGGCUUCUUGCUUCUGAUGAAGUGGAUGCUUUACUUGAAAUAGCAACACAAGUAGGGAAGAGGGACUGGAAUAAUAAUGUGGAUCCAUGCAGUAAUGAGACAAGCUGGGUAACACCAACUUCAUCUCAAAGGCCAAUGUUUGAUAAUAAAGUUGUUUGCGAUUGCUCAUUUCCUGGGGGUGUGUGCCACAUUGUCGCCAUAUUUCUCAAAGGGCAAGAUCUUGCCGGUAGUCUCCCAAAAUCUAUUGUGAAAUUACCUUACCUUAAGAAUCUUGAUCUGUGGGCCAACUACCUGAGUGGUACCAUACCACAGGAAUGGGCUAGUACGAAGUUGGAAAUAUUGUCUGUUGCCGUGAACCACUUAACUGGACCAAUUCCUAGUUACCUGGGAAGGAUUACCACACUUAGAUACUUGAACAUUCAGAACAAUAUGUUUUCAGGAACAGUUCCCCCUGAACUUGGAAACUUGACUAACCUGGAGAAUAUCACUCUUAGUGCCAACAAUCUCACUGGAGAGCUACCCCUGGCCCUUGCUAAUUUGACCAAAUUAAAGGAACUUAGGCUUAGCAGUAAUAACUUCAUUGGAAGAAUACCUGAUUUUAUUCAAAGCUGGAAACAACUUGAUAAAUUAGAGAUCCAAGCUGGUGGUUUCUCAGGACCGAUUCCUUCAAGCAUUUCUCUCUUGACUGGUAUAACUGAACUAAGAAUCAGUAACUUGCUUGGAGAUGGUUCAGAGUUUCCAAACAUAGAACCUAUGGAAGGCAUGACCUAUUUGAUGUUAAGCAACUGCAACUUGUCAGGAUCUUUUCCCCCAUACUUGACAACAAUGACACGACUGAAAGCUUUGGAUCUCAGUUUCAACAGAUUGAAAGGUGAUCUUCCAACAAAUUAUGAUUCCCUAGUAAGCUUGGAGAAAAUGUAUCUUACAAGGAACAUGCUUUCUGGAUCCAUCCCAACCUGGAUUGAGAGCAGAAAUACUCGCUAUGAAUUCGAUCUAUCUUACAACAAUUUCACUGAAAUCCCUUCGCCAGCUAAUUGUAAAGAAACACUGAAUUUGUUCAAAAGUUCUUGGGGAGGGAACUACUCGAAACCUGUUGAAUGCCUGACUGAUUAUUGUUCAAAAGACCAAUACUCGGUGCACAUAAAUUGUGGUGGACCAGAAACCACCAUCGGAAAUACCAUCUAUGAAGCAGAUGAUGAGCCUGGAGGUGCAACAAAAUAUGUACCAAAAAGAGAAGUUUGGCAAUUAAGUACCACAGGACAUGUCUGGGAUGUUCGUCCUACUGCAGAUGACUACAUGGCACAAAAUAAGUCCAUACUCAGAAUGAGCAACUCUCAACUGUACACAAAUGCACGCCUCACUCCUUUGUCUCUCACAUACCACGUGCGCUGUCUAGUAAAUGGGAAUUACACUGUGAAGCUUCACUUUGCAGAAAUAGUAAUGAGGGACAACAAAUCCUUCUAUAGUCUUGGAAGAAGGAUAUUUGACGUUUAUAUUCAGGACAUAGUUGUGUUAAAGGAUUUUGAUAUUGUAAAGGCAGCACAAGGGGUAGAUAAGGUAUACAUACAUAAUUCUACAGCAUUAGUUACGGAUAGAGCUUUAGAGAUCCGCCUUCACUGGGCUGGGAAAGGGACAACAACAUCACCAAAAAUUGGAAUAUAUGGUCCUUUAAUAUCAGCCAUUGAUAUAGAAUCUCAAUUCAAGCCUCCUAAUAAAGGCAAGAGGAAGAGACUCAUUGUUGCUGGUGCUGUGGUUUUGCCAUUGUUCUUCAUUUUCGUGCUUCUAUUUACUCUUUGGUGGAAAGGUUAUCUUGGAGGAAAGAAAUCAAGGGAUCCGGAACUAGUUGGGUUAGAUCUGGUAACUGGUAUCUUCACCUUUAGACAAAUCAAAGCUGCAACAAAUGACUUUGACCCAGAAAACAAACUUGGAGAAGGUGGUUUUGGAAGUGUCUACAAAGGAGUGCUAUCAGAUGGUACUAUAAUUGCAGUUAAGCAGCUUUCGGCCAAAUCAAAGCAGGGAAAUCGUGAAUUUGUGAAUGAAAUAGGAAUGAUUUCUGCUUUGCAACACCCAAAUCUUGUUAGAUUGUAUGGAUGCUGCAUUGAGGGGAAGCAAUUGUUACUGGUAUAUGAAUACAUGGAAAACAAUAGCCUUGCACAUGUUUUGUACGGCAAAAAGGAAGACCAGAGAAAGCUAGACUGGCAUACUAGGCAGAGGAUUUGUGUUGGUAUAGCAAAAGGUCUAGCUUUCCUGCAUGAGGAAUCCACUCUAAAAAUUGUUCAUAGAGACAUAAAAGCUACAAAUGUCCUCCUUGAUGGGGAUAUGAAUGCCAAAAUUUCUGAUUUUGGCAUGGCAAAGCUUGACGAGGAGGACAAUACCCAUAUCACCACCAGAGUUGCUGGAACUAUGGGAUACAUGGCACCAGAAUAUGCAUUAUAUGGUUACUUGACCUAUAAGGCAGAUGUUUACAGUUUUGGUGUUGUUGCAUUGGAAAUUGUUGCUGGGAUGAACAACAUGAGAUUUCGACAUGAUGAAGAUUUUGUAUGCCUCCUAGAUUGGGCUCUGAAUUUACAACAAAAUGGAGACAUAAUGGAGUUGGUUGAUCCAAAAUUAGGGUCCGGAUUCGACAAGAAAGAGGCUGUUAGAAUGAUUCAAGUAGCACUGCUAUGCACAAACCAAUCUCCAGCACUUAGGCCUAAAAUGUCUGCAGUAGUAAAAAUGCUUGAAGGAAAGGGUGAUGUUCAGGAAUUAGUCAUGGAUCCAAGUACAUUCGGUGAUCCAUCGAGGUUCAAGGGUUAUAAACACAAGCCUGAUCAAUCUUCAUUCAGGAACAUCAGUGAAAGUCAGUCCCUCGUGCGUUCGUCAGAUGGACCAUGGAUUGAUUCUUCAUCUACAUCAGCCCAGGAUCAUUAUCUUGAAUAAUCAAUAAUGAUUCUAGCAUGUAAUGAUAUGCUUAUAAAAUAACUUGGUCAAAGUUGCAAUCUUACAACAGAAGCUAAUUUCACUUUGUAUAGAAUUAAACUAGAUGCCAUGCCCGCGUGGGCUUGUGGCAUGCUUGCUUGUGUAUUGUUAUAGGUUUGUGGAAAAAAUAAAAAACAAUUAUAUAGAGAAAAA